CCCUCCCCCCCCCCUUUCACUAAUUUUCCUCGAUGUUAGCACAUUCUGCCUUGUAACAACCGGACGCCUGUAGGUUUGUUUCAUGGAAUCAUUACUUACUGAUCAGGAUGGCUACAGAAGCUGGAACUGAAGACUGGAUGUGAACUUGCGGAAAACGUUUUUCAAUUUUUAUUUCUUUAUUACAAUCAUAUCUUGGUGCUUGUUCAAGGAAAGAAGAAAAAAAGGAUUUUUUGUGUGCUUGUGGCUUCUGGUGUUUUGAAUGUGAAAUACUAUCUUUCAGCCUGUGAAGUUGUGAGGAACAAAAUACUUAAGAAGGAAAACCAUAUUUUUUUAAAAAAAAAGGUGGGAGGAAAGAACCUCUUUUGUGUGCCAAAAAGGAAGGAAAUAUGUUUCUUGACGAUUACAGUGCCCGAAAUGUUAGUUGGUUUUUACUUCUUGAUUACUUGCUCUUUAAGUAAAAUGAAGUGGGAUAUUGAGUUCUUGCUGAGACCAGCAAGAACAGAAUUUUGAUUUCUCUGGCUUAAUUUUAAAAAAAAUGAUAAAGGAUUAAAGGAAAAGGUGGACCUGGACUUCAGGGUAUAUACCCAGAUAUACCUGGGGGAGGAAAGCAAGAAGAGUUACACUUUAAAAAGUCCCACGGAGAUAAACGAAUGUCCCCUCAUCUACAAAGGAAAGUUCGUCUGAUUUUUACUCAAGAGUUCUCAUCUUCAGGAUGUCAUUGAACACUUCCACUGCUGGCAAAUGUGUGGAUCCAAACACAGUUGAUACCUAUGACAGUGGUGAUGACUGGGAAAUCGGGGUUGGGAAUUUAAUUAUUGAUUUGGAUGCAGAUUUGGAAAAAGACAGACAAAAGUUUGAGAUGAAUAAUUCUACCAAUUCCAAGGAUUGUGGGAGUCUUGCUUCUAGUGGAGUUAAUCCUACCUCAGCCUUAGCUGAUGGCCUAAAAUUUUCUUCUGUUCAGCCCCCUGCUUCUCAGGGGAAUUCCUCACACAAAGAAACUAGCAAAUCAAAAGUGAAAAGGAGUAAAACUUCGAAGGAUGCUAGUAAAUCUCUGCCUUCUGCUGCCUUGUAUGGAAUUCCUGAAAUCAGCAGUGCUGGCAAGAGGCAGGAAGUCCAAGGGCGCCCAAGCGAGGCAGGUGGCAUGAAUUCAGCACUGGGUCAAAGUAUGAACAGCAGCCCAAAUGGCAAUAAUAGUACCACCAGCAUCAAUAACAACACUCUUGCCAAUUGUGGGAAAACUAAGGAGGAGAAAACAGGUAAAACCCAAGCCAGCAGAGGCUCCAAGCGGGAUAAAGAUGGAGGGAAAUCCAGGAAAGACCGGCAACUUGAUCUACAGCAAGGACCCUCAAAUAACUCUAGCCAAACUGCUCCUGGGCACUUGUACAGUUUUGGGGCCAAGGGAGGUUGUGCUGGGAGCAGCAUCCCUUUCAAUUGUACCUCCUCCUCCACAGCUGGGGAUGUGAACAAAAGUGCUCCAGAUUCAGGGUUAAUGGGGAACUCUAUUUUGGUAAAGAAAGAAGAGGAAGAAGAGGAAAGCCACAGGAGAAUAAAAAAGCUGAAAACAGAAAAGGUUGACCCGCUCUUUACAGUGCCUGCACCUCCGCCUCCUAUUUCCAGUAAUUUGACAACUCAGAUUCUACCUUCCUAUUUUUCACCAUCUUCGUCCAACAUUGCAGCCCCUGUGGAGCAACUUUUGGUACGGACUCGUUCAGUGGGUGUGAACACUUGUGAUGUUGGAAUAGUAACAGAACCUGAAUGCCUUGGACCAUGUGAACCUGGAACCAGUGUAAAUUUGGAAGGGAUUGUAUGGCAUGAAACUGAAGAAGGUGUCCUUGUUGUUAAUGUUACUUGGAGAAAUAAAACCUAUGUUGGAACGUUGCUUGAUUGCACAAAACACGAUUGGGCUCCUCCCAGGUUUUGUGAAUCGCCAACAAGUGACCUGGAAAUGCGAGGAGGUCGGGGCAGAGGAAAGCGAGCAAGGUCUGCAGCAACUACAACCACACCAGGGACUGACAUUACCUUUACAGAAUCCAGAGGACUACAGAACAAGAACAGAGGUGGUGCUAAUGGAAAAGGAAGACGGGGCAGCCUUAAUUCUAGUGGCCGCAGGACACCCCCCAACUGUGCUGUGGAGGAUGUGAAAGUCAGCCCUUUGUCAAACAACAAGAGGAAAAACAAGCCACCCAUGGAGCUGGACUUGAAUUCCAGUUCAGAGGACAACAAAUCUGGAAAGCGUGUGCGCACCAAUUCUAGAAGCACUCCUACCACUCCACAAGGGAAACCAGAGACUGCUUUUUUAGACCAAGGUUGCUCUUCUCCAGUGUUGAUUGAUUGCCCCCAUCCUAACUGCAACAAAAAGUACAAGCACAUUAAUGGAUUGAGGUAUCAUCAGGCUCAUGCACAUUUAGACCCAGAAAACAAACUGGAAUUUGAGCCUGACAGUGAAGACAAAAUCUCAGACUGUGAGGAAGCACUUGGCAACGUGGCACUUGAAUGCAGUGACCCAAGCACAAGCUUAUCACAUUUUGAUCAGCUGAAGGGGCCCCUGUCUCCUUGUUCCCUGAGUACCCCUGGAACACCAAAGGGGAAACGGGAGCAGGCCCAGAAUGGCAGGAAUUCUGGCAAAAAGAGGGGCUUGAACAGUGAACUGAAUAGUCUCCCAGUUAUUUCCAAUAUGACAGUGACUCUGGAAAACUGUUCAGUGGCAGAAAACAGUUUGGCCAGUGAAAUGCCCAAGCUAGAAGCUGAAGGACUAAUAGACAAGAAAAACCUAGGAGAAAAAGACAAAGGCAAAAAAGCCAAUAACUGUAAAGUAGAUAAAAAUCUGUCCAAGCUGAAAACUGCCAGACCGAUUGCCCCAGCUCCAGCUCCCACUCCGCCUCAAUUAAUAGCUAUCCCCACAGCAGCUUUUACAACCACCACCACUGGGUCAAUAUCAGGACUGCCCUCCCUGACAACCACUGUUGUGCAGGCUACACCAAAGAGCCCUCCGCUAAAACCUAUUCAACCAAAGCCCACAAUCAUGGGAGAGCCAAACACUGUCAGUCCAGCUCUCACAUUACUCAAAGACAAAAAGAAAAAAGAGAAGAGAAAACUUAAAGACAAAGAAAGCAAAGAGACUGGGAAUCCUAAAGUGGAUUUGAAGCUGGGAAAAUUGGAGGACACCAAGGGGUCUGGGAAAGAGAUUAGUGGGCAUUUUUUAAAGGAACAUCUCAGCAAGAAUGAAGUGUUAGCUAAUGGACUGUCAGAGUCUCAGGAGAGCAGGAUGGCAAGCAUUAAAGCUGAAGCUGAUAAAGUUUACACUUUCACAGACAAUGCCCCCAGCCCUUCGAUAGGGAGUUCCUCCAGAAUGGAAUGCAGCCCUUUAGUGAAUGGACAGUCUUCAGUGGCGCCACUGCAUGUGUUGACACAGAAUGGGGCAGAGGGUGCUGCUGCUAAAACUAACAGUCCUGCUUAUUCGGAUAUCUCUGAUGCUGCAGACGAUGGUGGUUCUGACAGCAGGUCAGAGGGCAUGAGGUCAAAGGCCAGCUCUCCUUCAGAUAUUAUUUCUAAUAAGGACAGUGUUGGAAAAGGACAUUCUUCAACCCCGGUACAAUUACCCCAAGUAAAAGAGGCUCAUUCUCCUUAUUACCAUGGCUACGAUCCUUAUUAUUCUCCAAGCUACAUGCACUCUGGACAGGUCAGCACCCCCGCAGCUGGGAACAGCAGCAAUAACCCCCAGGGAAUGAAGAUCAAAAAGGAGGCUGAGGAAGAGGCUGAGAAAAAAGACAAGGCAGAGCCUCCCGAGUCCAAAAAAAGUGAAGCUGGUCCCACUAAUUUGCAGCCUCAACACCAGUCUGUAAUAACUCAAAGGCACCCUGCACUUGCCCAGUCACUUUACUAUGGCCAGUAUGCCUAUGGGCUUUAUAUGGACCAAAAAUCCUUAAUGGCCUCUAACCCUGCUUAUAGGCAGCAGUAUGAAAAAUACUAUGAGGACCAGAGAUUAGCAGAACAGAAAGUGACACAAACUGGCAGAGAAUGUGAAAGGAAAAACGAGCUCCCCCUGAAAGAUCUGGGAAAAGAUGACAAGUUGAAAAAUAUACCCUCUGCUACAAUCUCAAAAGCACCUUCAGCUUCGGAGACCAGUAAAAACAACACUAAAAUAGGGUCAUCAGUCCCUAAUAAAACUGAUGAGACAAGUAAAUCACAGAUGCUUUCGAAUCAUCAGCAACAAAUUCAGUCCGAUAGCUUCAAAGCAAAACAAAUGGAAAACCAUCAGCUUAUAAAGGAAGCUGUGGAAAUGAAAUCUGUUAUGGAUUCUAUGAAGCAGACUGGAGUAGAUCCUACUACAAGGUUUAAACAGGACCCAGAUACAAGAACAUGGCAUCAUUAUGUAUAUCAGCCAAAAUAUCUUGAUCAGCAGAAAGUGGAAGAACUGGACCGUGAAAAAAAAUUAAAAGAAGAUAGCCCCAGAAAAACACCUAAUAAAGAAGCUUCUUUCUCCAGCCUUCCAGUUUCAUUGAACAGCAUUAAAGAAGAGCCUAAGGAGAUGAAGCGUUCUGAUUCUCAGCCACUGGAGGAGAACAAGAUAAAAAAUGAUGAUCAAAAGACUGCUGUAAAUUGGAAGGAAUCCCGGGGUACCAGAGUGGCUGUUUCCUCUCCAAUGACUCAGCAUCAGUCAUAUAUACAGUACUUGCAUGCUUACCCUUACCCACAAAUGUAUGAUCCCAAUCAUCCUGCAUACCGCGCUGUUUCUCCUGUUCUCAUGCAUAGUUAUCCAGGGGCCUAUCUCUCACCAGGAUUUCAUUAUCCUGUUUACGGAAAGAUGUCUGGGAGAGAAGAGGUGGAAAAAGUCAAUACCAGCCCUAGCAUCAGCGUAAAAUCAACCACUGAAUCUAAAGCACUGGAUUUGUUGCAGCAGCAUGCCAACCAGUAUCGCAGCAAGUCACCUGUGCCUGUGGAAAAAUCUACAGCUGAACGCGAGAGAGAAGCAGAAAGGGAACGAGAUCGUCAUUCUCCCUUUAGUCAACGGCAUCUUCAUACACAUCACCAUACACAUGUUGGAAUGGGCUACCCGCUAAUUCCAGGUCAAUAUGAUCCAUUUCAAGAAUGUCAGUUCAUUGUUGACGUUACUGAGGAUGAUUCAAUUAUUGAUGAUGAUUUCAAUAAUAAUUUGGAUGAUAAUAUUGUUCAUGAUGAUGUCAGGAUUCCCAGUUAA
Thamnophis sirtalis is the source of this 5197-nucleotide messenger RNA. Lineage: Eukaryota; Metazoa; Chordata; Lepidosauria; Squamata; Natricidae. The record is from RefSeq and is a predicted model, not a curated record.